This is a messenger RNA of Leptosomus discolor (cuckoo roller), 391 nucleotides long. The record is from RefSeq and is a predicted model, not a curated record. Lineage: Eukaryota; Metazoa; Chordata; Aves; Leptosomiformes; Leptosomidae.
AGCAGAAGAAUCCGUAUCAGAUGAUGACAAAAGGAGGAACUAUGGUGGUGUGUAUGUUGGCCUGCCGUCGGAUGCAGCUGCCAUGGUUUCCAGUCAGACGAAAGCUGCACCAAAAGAUUUAAUACAACAAAAUGCUGCUGUUGCAUACAUACAGCAUGGAGUUUAGUCACUGGCUGGUGCUUUCAAAAUUUGCUGCAAAACAAAAAAAUGAAGAAAAAUAACACUGUUAACCAAAGUAAUAGUAGCUGGUUUUGGAACAGUAGUACCUUUUUUGCAUGUUUUUUUAAAACUGUUUUCUAAGUUAGUGAUGUAUUGCAAUGUUCUAACCAUCUUUAUCUUUUGUUUUCUAAUUAAGAUUAGAAGGAAAUAAACACAUCAAGAUGCAAACAGC